Molecule: messenger RNA, 1932 nt
Organism: Hibiscus syriacus
Lineage: Eukaryota; Viridiplantae; Streptophyta; Magnoliopsida; Malvales; Malvaceae
Product: heparanase-like protein 3
Exons: 9
Coding region: 173-1828 (551 amino acids)
Cellular component (GO): plant-type cell wall; membrane
Molecular function (GO): beta-glucuronidase activity
Source: RefSeq, a predicted model, not a curated record
UACCUCUCUGUUUGCAUUUAUACCUCACUUUCUUAGUGUUAUAGACGCUGAUAUAAAGUUCAUAUCUUAAGCAGCUUCAUGGCAAUCUUGCCUGUUUAUAGAAUCACAUUAAAGGGUUUCAAGAUCUGAACUUUCAUCCUUUUUCUUUUUCGUUUUUCAGUCGAACGCAAAGAUGGGUUUUCAGAUUUGGAAAAUGGGUUUUUGUUUUGGUUUAUUAAGCUGCAGCUUGCUUUCGGUAAGCUCAAAAGCUGCUACAGGGGAUGCUGCUGCUGUUGAAGGCACUGUUUAUGUUGAUGGGAAAGCUCCCAUUGGGACAAUAGAUGAUGACUUUGUGUGUGCUACUUUGGAUUGGUGGCCUCCUGAGAAAUGUGAUUAUGGGACAUGCAGUUGGGGUCUUGCUGGACUGCUCAAUCUGGACCUUAGCAAUAAGAUAUUGUUGAAUGCCGUGAAAGCUUUUUCACCAUUGAAGAUUAGAUUAGGGGGCUCAUUGCAAGACAAGCUCACAUAUGGUACAGAUGACAAUAGGAAGCCCUGUACUGCAUUUGUUAAGAAACCUUCUGAGAUGUUUGGUUUCACUGAAGGAUGUUUACCCUUGGAAAGAUGGGAUGAGCUUAAUGACUUCUUUGCAAAAUCAGGGGCUAAGAUUAUUUUCGGACUAAAUGCUCUUGCCGGACGGUCUAUAAAGGCUGGUGGUCCGGCUAUAGGACCUUGGAACUACACCAAUGCCGAAUCUUUUAUUCGUUACACUGUCGAAAAGAACUACAACAUCUAUGGCUGGGAGUUAGGAAACGAAUUGUCCGGGAAUGGGGUUGGAACUAGGAUCACGGCGAAUCAGUAUGCGGCCGAUGCAGCGGCUCUAAAAAGUAUAGUGCAAAAGAUAUACAAGGACGUUGAUUCCAAGCCUUUAGUCAUAGCACCUGGUGGGUUCUUUGACACAGACUGGUUCAAAGAAUUUAUCGAUAAAACAACCGCAUCUUUAGAUGUGGUCACUCACCACAUAUACAAUCUCGGACCAGGAGUUGAUACCCACCUGGUUGAAAAGAUACUUAAUCCUUCCGUUCUCGAUAAUAUCGUCGGAGCAUUCAGUGGCCUCCAAGACAUUAUCAAGAGUUCUCCGACUUCAGGAACUGCAUGGGUGGGCGAGGCGGGAGGAGCUUAUAAUAGUGGCCAUAAUCUUGUUACAAAUGCAUUUGUGUUCAGUUUCUGGUAUUUAGAUCAGCUCGGCAUGGCAGCGAAGUAUGAUACAAAAACAUACUGUAGACAAUCGUUAAUUGGCGGAAAUUAUGGUUUACUAGACACCAAGACCUUUGUACCGAAUCCAGACUACUACAGCGCUCUUCUUUGGCACCGAUUGAUGGGAAGAAAUGUUCUGUACACGAGCUUUGCCGGGACGAAAAAGAUACGCUCGUACACUCACUGCGCAAAACAAUCGGAAGGCAUCAUGCUACUAUUGAUCAACCUUGACAGGAGCACGACUGUCCGGGUUAAACUUGAAUUCAACAAUACAAACGCCUUUCGACACAAACACGGAUCUCGGACUUUGCACAACCAACACAUGUCGUUUGAAAAGACGAUCGUCCAGCUUCCUCAAGUGGCCGAUGCCGAAAUCGGAAGAGAGGAAUACCAUCUAACACCAGCAGAUGGAAACAUACAAAGCCAAACCAUGCUACUGAAUGGAAACAAUUUAAGUGUGGAUUCAUCAGGGAUCAUACCACCACUGGAGCCUUUUCACGUAAACUCGACGAAGCCGAUAACGGUUGCUCCUUUAUCCAUUGUGUUCAUCCACCUGCCGGAUGUUAUGCUCCCUGCUUGCAAGGUGCGACUCUAAAGAGAACCAAAACCGGUUCCCAAUCAAAUAAGAAAAACACAUUGCAAUUGUACCAUUUUUAUUCAUAGGAAGAAAACAGGCUCACAUACAAAGUAUAAGAAGAU